Messenger RNA from Stegastes partitus (bicolor damselfish), 2154 nucleotides. It is a transcript of the gene cdc42se1, whose product is annotated as CDC42 small effector 1. Gene Ontology annotation, biological process: regulation of Rho protein signal transduction. The transcript is spliced from 5 exons. Bases 307 to 630 code for a protein of 107 amino acids. NCBI's taxonomy places the organism in Eukaryota, Metazoa, Chordata, Actinopteri, Pomacentridae. The record is from RefSeq and is a predicted model, not a curated record. Gene Ontology annotation, molecular function: small GTPase binding. Gene Ontology annotation, cellular component: plasma membrane.
GGAGCCACACCUCAGAGGGAGGCUGACAGAGCUGCAGCUGCUUCACUGCUUCAGUCCUGCUGCUCUGCUGACUGGAAGCUCGUCUCUGGUUCAAGCGGAAGAUGCAGCUCUGAAUUUGGAUUUAAAACACAAGCUUUGGAUUUUUGAAACAGAUUUUAAGGAAAUACAUCUCGUUCUUCUUCGCCUCUUGAGGAUCCAGUAAAUCGCCUGAUUUCAUAUCCCGGAACUUUUUUGAAGUCUUUAGUCUGAGGUGGGGUAUACUUGGGGAUAUUAGUCCACUGAGUGUCGGUGCAGUUUCUGGUCUGAAUGCCCCAGGAUUAUCCUCAGGCUGCGCUUCCUCCUCCGGCCUGCAGGGCGGCAGCAGAGAGUGGCAGCCGGCCGCUGGACAGGCGGAGCAUCGGCAUGAGCGACUUCUGGCACAAGAUGGGCUGCUGUGUGGUGGCCAAACCGCCGCCGAAGAAGAAGAGGAGGAAGAUUGAUCGCAGCAUGAUCGGAGAGCCGACCAACUUCAUCCACCUCACGCACAUCGGCUCUGGAGAGAUGGCAGAAGGCCUGCAACCGUCGGGGUCGGUGCAGGAGCAGAUGAGGUCUAAAGGCCCAAACAUGAACGGCAGGAACAGCCUGUUAUAGCUGGAGUGUAUGAAAUGAACCCAGACCAGCUGACUGACCUCCUCCUCCUCCCUCUGAACCUCUGAGCCUCUCCUCCACCAUCCGACCGCCAGCCGGAGGCCUCGACGGCACCUCCUGCCCUGCUGAAGUGACCUUGAGCGAACCACCUGCAGGGGGCGCUGUCCUGGCCUGGAAAAAGCCAGAUUUCACUGUGGAAAUUCAGUUUUCGUGAAAUGUGGCCGCCCAGCUGUCCGCUUUCGUACAUCGACUUUUCAUUUUAUUUUUAUUGUUUAUUAGCCAAGACUGAAAAUCAGCGCCUGCUGUUAAAAACCAUCCAACCAGACGGAGAAUCCUGCCCUGCUGAGGUGUUUUUUUACAUCCAACAAACCACCAGCUCUGGAUCUGAUCCUGUAAAAAAAAAUCAAAAAACCCCACAAAGACAAGGACCGAAUCUCCCAGCAUGCCUCUGAGCUUUACCUACUGUCGCAUUUUACCACAUUAAACACUUUUAUUAUCGAACUCACUAUGAAAGAAAGAAUUUGGUUCGGAUAAUUAGACAUGCUGUUUACUAUUAGAAGGCAGACUUGGUCGUGGUUUCCCCCCGUCAGUAUUACAAUAAACAGGCAAAUGGCAUCAAUGGACUCCAUUUCCCAGCAUCCUUUUCUAGUCAUGAUUCCCAAUAAACGACAGAAUGUCUGUAAUUUUAGGAUCAAAAGUGUUAAAUCCCUCACAGAUUUUUUUUUUUUAAAAUGACUACAUUUCCCAGGAUUCAUUGGGACAUUUUCCGGACUGGAGUGUUUCCUACCUGGACUUCAUUCCCCAGGUUACUUCAUUCUGCUCAACGCUCAGCUUUUAAAGGAUUAUUACACUUUUUUUUUUCUUGCUGUUUUUCCAGCCUUUGCAUUUGUUCAGGGAUCACAUGGCCACAGUGAUGACAUCAUCGAACUUUAUUUCCCAGGAUGCCUCAGUGUGGCCAGCCCCACUGCUGGUGCUGAAUGAUGAAAGACUCUUGUUUUAGGAGAUGGGAAAGUCCCAUGAAUCCCUGCUACACUGGACUGUGUGUGUGUGUGAGUGUGUGUGUGUUUAAUACUCCCAGUUUAAAUAUAGACGUCGCUCCACUGAACUCUGAGAGGACACACAGUUCAAAAGUCCCAUUAGAAAACAACCCAGUUCUGUAAAAGUUCUUUGUUUCCACUUUAGACGCGUCUUUUUUGCUGCAGAAUUAUUCCUCCCGUCACUCGACUGUUCAAACUGCGGUCGGCGGGCCCUAAACGGGUCUUCAGCCGACACAUUUCUGUUCCUGAAGUGACACGUGGAGAUACUUUUGUUUAAAACAUUUCAUGCUGCAUCUGGUGUUUGAUCAAGUGUUUUCCUGCUUUUUAUUGUGAGUGUUUUUUAAGACAGAUGUUUUUCUGCUGUUUUAAUUCAUCUGCUCCUGAUUCAAACGUUCUCAAACUUUAGGAUGUUUUGGUUGACAUGUGGGUGGAGUUGUUUAAUGGACUCACAGAUAAAAAAUACUUUUAAUAUAUUCCUAUAAAAAUGAAA